Messenger RNA from Drosophila melanogaster (fruit fly), 3990 nucleotides. RefSeq lists its product as uncharacterized. The transcript has 8 exons. The record is from RefSeq and is marked reviewed. Lineage: Eukaryota; Metazoa; Arthropoda; Insecta; Diptera; Drosophilidae. Gene Ontology annotation, biological process: regulation of post-transcriptional gene silencing. Bases 206 to 3820 code for a protein of 1204 amino acids.
ACUCUAACAGCUGACCUCUAUCAACAAAAGGAAAACAAUUCGCGACCGGCUUUUCAUUUUGCACGCAUUCUUCGAAUUUCCCUUGCUAAAACAGCCACUAGAGUGUAAAACAAGCAACCAACUGAGCUGCCACAAUCCGCAGACCUCGCAUGAAAUGAGCCAACACGAACCGAUUUAAAGAAAGCGGUAAACACGGAAAAUCACCAUGGAUGACUUUGCCAGCAUAAAGCCGCACAGCUCGGUGGUCAAACUGGCCUCCUGUCUGGAGAAGAUCUACAACAAGGUGGUGGAGAGCCGGGAGAAGCAGCUGCCCGAGCACCAAAUCAAGGAAAUCGAGUUCCUGAAGGCGCAGUGCAAGCACGACCACAUGCAACUCAGCCUGAUGAGCUGUCAGACGCUGGUGCGCCUGGUGGACGAGGGCGUCCUGGAGGCCAACGGAGUGCAGAACAGCCUGCUCUCCAUGCUGGCGAACGCGGGUCCAAUGCACUUUGCCAUCAUCACGGAGAGCAUCUUGGGUAUGCAGCUCUUAAGCCUAAAGCGCAGGACGUCGUCGCUCAAGGGUCAGGAGUCCUAUCAGUGUACGUAUGGCCUGAAGACGCAGCAGCAUCCGCUAAUCUCGCUGCUCCAGCACUCUAGUGCCAACAUGCACGACGUGGCGAACAAGAUCAUUGGCAUUUGUCAGCACUACGACAAAAGCAUUCGGGACUACAGCAUAGAGUACCUGAGACCGGUCUUUCUCUACGUGCUUUGCAAUCCCCAAACUCUGCACGAUGUGAAGCCCAUUUGGACCUGUCUGCUCAAUCUGAGUGGAAAGCAACCGGAGGCGCGUGCUCUGAUGCAGGAGCUGUUGGCGUGGAGCAAGUUCAACAACGCGAACACCUGUCUGUGCACCAGCAUUUUGGUCAUUGAGGCCAUCGACCACUUUUUGCAGCGAGAGGACCACGCACAGUCCAUCGAUUUGGGCAUCUAUCAAGCGUGUCUCAUCAAGCAGCUGGCCAACUAUGGCAUCGAUCCGCGCCCAAGCCUGCAGUGCCUGCUCCGAGUGCUCCAUGCCACGCGGGAGCAAACGAAGGACCACUACCAUGUGCUCCUGGUUCUUCUUGCCGACGUCUUGCACGUCCUGUCCCCUUUUUACCUGGCGGAUCUGCUGCGCAUCAUCGUGUUCGUGGUGGUGCAGGAGCGCUGUGGCCAUGAAUACAUUCUGAACAUGUGUCUGGACGGAAUUAUUCAGUGGAUGUCUCAGACUGCAUUCAUACCCGCAGAAGGCUUGGCCUUGGCCCAUCAGAUAGUCGAGAAGGUGUUGGACCCUGAGAGAUCCGACCAGGAGGCAGAAGUGAUCUCCACCAAGCAAUUGAAGCCCGCUCACAUGCGCAAUUAUCACCCGGACAUUGCGAUCGCCUUCGACUUGGCCACACUGGUGGAGUCCUUCGACGCCUCCGACAACCAGGAUGUAUUCGCUUUUGUGGACGCCCUGAAUGUCAAGGCCAACACGGUAUUCUGCCAGCGCCUGCACCUCUUCCUGCGCGCGCUAUUCUUGUCGAAGAAGCCGCCCGUGGAUUGCUGGUUCAAGAUCUACGAGGUCAUACUGCAAAUCGUAAAGGUCAACGAGGGCAUCGCCUACGACUUCCUCAUGACGUACAUCUUCAAGCUCGCCCACGAGAACAAUCCGGAGCUGCAGCUGGAGCUGCUCAGAGGACUGGCCAGCUUUGCCGUGUGCAAGGACAAUGUUCCCAUGAUACUGAACACCAUUCGAAAUCUUUCCACCGAGAACGGCACAUUCUGCGUGGACCUUUAUGUGCGCCUAUGGCGAGUGGAGAGGCGCACCUAUCCCUUCCUGCUGAAGCAGAUUGCCCAACCACUGCCGGACAAUGACAAGCGCUGGGAGCUGCAGAUAGCACGCAACCAUGCCAUGCGGGAGAUCUGUCAGGAGAAACCCACUUUACAUGGCACGGAGCUGCUCCCGCAUCUUAGCAACACCCUCAAUCAUUCCUCCGAUGAGGCGGGGGAUCUGGCCACAUCCCUGGCCCUGGAUGCCAUAUACUCCUUGUGUGAUAGUCACACCGUGAACAUUGCUUCCACCUGGCAGGCGCUGGGCAGUAAAUUCCGCAACGAGAUGCGUCCGCAGACGCUUAAAUCGCUGUACAGGCUCUUUGGCCUCGUACCAAUGCUGAAGACGCCCACCCUGGAGUACGAGAAGUUGGCGGACGACGCGCUGGAGCACCUGUGGCAAGCCAUUAGUCGGCCGGGCACGGAUGCUGCCCAGGUGCGAAACGCCCUGGUUGCCCUUAGAAACUACGAGCCGGGAGUUACCUUGAACUUACGCCACAUUCCAGCACAAUUUCGCUUUGAAAUCGUUGGUGGAGGAGUGGGAGCUGGAGGUGCCGGAGGUCGCGAAGUUGUGGAUCUGCAGCAGGAGACUGUGCCCGGUGAGGUGUGGGUGCAGCUACUGCAGAAGAUACGCCCGGAGUGCGGAGAUGCCGCGGCAGACUUGAUUUCCCAUCACAUAGACAGUGAGAUUAACGCUUUCCGCAGCGGAGUCUACCGCCUGCCCGAGGGCAAACCGGAGCCACGGAAACUGGUGGGCUUGUUUGCCACUAGUCCGCUCCGCGCUGUGACCAACUAUCUGGUGAGCCAGGCGCGCUUUGGAGACUACGUCCCGGAACCGUAUGCCGUAACUUUCGCUCUGCGAUCGCUGUCCAAAAAUUUUCCCAAGCCAAUUCCGCCGCUGGACUGGAGUUGCCUCACCAGUUUCUUCCACUUGUCCUUCGAUGCGCGAAAAUAUUGCAUCAUAAUUGCCAAGAAUCAGGCCGUCAACUCGGGAACCGCCAAGCGCCUCCUGGAGAACUUCCUCAUCGAUUUUGAGCCCAAUUGCUUCGAGGAGGAUCUGUUGCUGCUCUUCUCAUUGCUGCCAGAGAUUGCGAACAGUGUGAGCCUCCAGAUUCUGAAGAAUUUUGCCGAGAAGGUGGCUGUCUACUGCUUUAAGGAAUCGCAGAUAAAUGACUUUGUUGAAGGAUGUUUGUUCGAAAAGUUUUUGGAAAGCGUCAAGUACAUCUUCACCGGCAAUUGCGACAUACCAGAGGUGCUGGAUGUUUUCACCCUGAUUGUUGAGCGUUACAUGGACUCGAUGAAUCUGGACUCAAGGCUCUUCGAACGCUACACGGAAGUGGUGGCCACACUGCAUCCGAAUGCAAUUGAUGGUCUAACGACGCCAGCCAAUUGGUGGGAGACGCCGGUGGGCAAGCUGAAAAAGGCGACCAUCAUUCGGUGCUACUUGGUUUUGUACAACGAGAAGCUUCCAAAUCCUCUCAAGUGGCUUACGCCCAUAAUAGAUGCCUACGAGAAACGAGCGGAGGAGCGGCCUUUCUUCUACCGCCACUUGGCAGCCACUCUGUACGCUUUCGAGAGCGAUGAGCACUCCAGCAACUGGAUAGCGGAGAUGUUCUUGGAGAUCCAAAUGCUCUUGGCCGAGGCCUCCAACAAGGAGAAGGUGAACAGGGCGCUCUACCUGCUGGACAUCUUCAUCCUAGCCGUGGAUGUGCUCUCGGGCUGUGCCGUGCUGUUGGGCAGCGUCGAUGUGGUGGCCACGGACGACAAGCAGCGCCUGGCACUGUUCCCGGAGAGCUUGCAGUACCUGUGCGAUCACGUCUUUUGGAAGGAUCAGGAGGCUAAGAUAUACGAGUUCCUCUUCAAUCUUUAUAAGCACACGACCAUGCCCGCUUCCUAUGCCGAUGUCUUCAGGGAGGCCAUCAUCUGUUCCCGUAACAAGCCCUAUUUCGACAGCAAGGGCGUCUGGACGAAAUACGUAGGAUUGCGUAAAUGAACACGACGACCACUCACCGCAUUUACACCCUCUCCGCCCACGCCUGAAGUGCACUUGAAUGGCUAGAACCAACCGCCUACCGUCAAUGUUAGUCAAUUUUUGAUAGCCAUCGCGUUCCUUGUUACUUGUAUGUGUUUCAACUUUAACGUACAUUAAAUGCAUUUUUGCGC